AUGGCUAUCACGGAAGCGCAUCCCGGUAUCAAGGUCGACAUUCGCGUCGGUGGUGUGCCUCUGACGGAGUACGAUGACGACGAUGAACAAGCGCAAACAUCCGAGAAGACGGUCACGAAGUAUAUUGAAGCCACGUCCGGCGCCGAGUUCGCCGUCAACUGCGAGGUUACGCGACCCUUGCCAAAGCAUUCGCUUUUAGUGGACGUUUUCCUUGACGGUCAGCGAAAACGUGGUACAUACAUGGACAAACCUGGCAUAACUUCACGGAUAUCCAUCGAAGGCUGCAAUUAUACUGAAAGACAGAGAUGGUUCUUACAAAAGUUCUGCUUCUCUGGACUUGAUACUGUCGAUUCAACCGAGAGCACAGUACCUGAUAAGCUGAUGAACGGCCUGAAAAGCGUGGGCAAUAUUAGAGUUGAAGUUUUCCAUGUCAUGAACUUGCGGGACGUGACAGAACGUACCAAACUUCCAGAACGACAAGAUGCUAUAGCCUUGGGAAAGGUCCCAGAAAAGGCUCUCAAAGGACGUACACUCUCUCAUCAUGCCACCUUGAGCCCUGCAGUAGCGAGUCAGGGUCAGAAGUUUUCUGAGUGCGAUCAUGUUGAUCCUAUGAAACUGCCUAUGGCGGUCUUCAACUUCAAGUAUCGUUCAAGAGCUGCGCUGCAGUCACUCCUCAUCAUCCCGCGAAGCCCCAGUCCCGUGCCGCUCGAGGAAAGAGACAUCAACAGUUUGACCGCUGAAGAGUCUCGCGAACUGAUCCGACGUCUUCGUGAGCGGGACGAAGCGGCCCCCCGACUGAAGCGUGAAGGUGUGAAGCGUGAGAGGAGCAACACAGUCUCGCAAUUUGAGGAUUACAGUGAAGAAGUCACUUUCGUCUCAGAGAAGCGUCGUCGACUUCCGAUCACGGUGAACGAGGACUGCACGGAAACAAUUGACCUAACCUAA
Messenger RNA from Pyrenophora tritici-repentis Pt-1C-BFP, 945 nucleotides. RefSeq lists its product as uncharacterized. NCBI's taxonomy places the organism in Eukaryota, Fungi, Ascomycota, Dothideomycetes, Pleosporales, Pleosporaceae. The record is from RefSeq and is a predicted model, not a curated record.